AAGGGUCGUCAAUUCUGGCCAGUGCCAAUCCUAGGUGAUAUGAGAAAUUCCACUGGAGCUGGAACACAGUAUCUAUUCCCCGAUGUCUACUAGAGAUGCAGCUUCUUCACGACUUGUGAUCAUUUUCGGAGCUUUAUAUUUACCUUCGCAGACUGAUCAAUGUGUCUGCUAAAAAUGGAAAGGCAAAUAUAAAAAUGGUUCCUGGAAUGCUGGAGGGCUGGAGCCUGUUGAAGAAGGGGACCCAGAAGAGUGCUGAUCGCAUGUCGCUGCAGAGGAGGGACGGAGCUCUCCUUCUGUGUGGCGGGAAUCGGCGCCAUUUUGAGAAGACCCUGCGGCUGGAUGAAAGAACGCCGUCAUUUUCUGAGGCUGCGCUCCCUUCUUCUUCCCUCUCGUCAUCAUCAGCGAUGCAGGUUAAAGAAUUGUGUAGCAAUGAAUGGGAUCCAAAUCGCAUCAUGGAAUAGCACUAGCAACGUAUCAAAUACAUCAUGGCAUAUGAGAAAUGAAUAUCAUCUCAUUAAUACUGCUGAAACUGUUAUUCUCCCUUCCUUUAUUGGAAUCAUCUGUUCUACUGGAUUAGUGGGAAAUAUCUUAGUAUUGGUCACUAUUAUAAGAUCUAGAAGAAAAACAAUACCUGACAUCUACAUCUGUAAUCUGGCUGUGGCAGAUCUUGUUCACAUCAUUGGAAUGCCAUUUCUAAUUCAUCAGUGGGCUCGAGGAGGAGAAUGGGUGUUCGGAAGUCCUCUUUGUACUAUAAUUACAUCUUUGGAUACCUGCAACCAAUUUGCCUGCACCGCCAUUAUGACGGCAAUGAGCUUAGAUAGAUAUAUGGCUCUUGUCCAGCCUUUUCGUCUUACAAGUUUGAGGACAAUUUCAAAAACGAUCCGUGUUAACAUACUUCUGUGGGCAGCAUCUUUUGUAGUUGUGUUUCCUGUCUGGGUCUAUUCCAAGGUUAUUCAGUUCAAAGAUGGGUUGGAAAGUUGUGCGUUUGAUCUUACAACACCAAGUGAUGUUCUCUGGUACACGCUGUACUUGACAAUCACAACAUUCUUCUUCCCCUUACCACUAAUAGUAGCCUGCUACAUAUUAAUUUUGUGUUACACCUGGGAGAUGUAUCAUCAGAAUAAGACAGCAGGGCGCUACAACAACAGCUUACCCAGACAAAGAGUCCUACGACUGACCAAGAUGGUGCUCGUACUGGUGGGAGUUUUCAUUGUCAGCGCAGCACCCUACCAUGUUAUUCAGAUUGUAAACCUUCAGAUCUCUCAGCCCACAAUCAUUUUUUAUGUGAGCUACUAUUGCUCGAUCUGCCUCAGCUAUGCCAGCAGUGGUAUUAAUCCUUUUUUGUAUGUACUUCUUAGUGGAAACUUCCGAAAAAGACUUUCUGAAUGCACAAAAACGAAAAUGAAAAUCUCAGAACGGGAGCUGAACAAUUUUGAUAAUACUUUGAAAUCAAGCUUUUAGGUGUUAUUAUUGAAGUACAUUGUAUUGAAUGUAUUUAUUAUUAUAUUAUUUGUUAAAGGACAUGUCCAACCAAAAUGACAAUUUAC
Messenger RNA from Bufo gargarizans (Asiatic toad), 1547 nucleotides. It is a transcript of the gene MCHR2, whose product is annotated as melanin concentrating hormone receptor 2. Gene Ontology annotation, molecular function: G protein-coupled receptor activity; neuropeptide binding. Gene Ontology annotation, cellular component: neuron projection; membrane. Lineage: Eukaryota; Metazoa; Chordata; Amphibia; Anura; Bufonidae. The record is from RefSeq and is a predicted model, not a curated record. Gene Ontology annotation, biological process: neuropeptide signaling pathway. Bases 340 to 1461 code for a protein of 373 amino acids. The transcript has 8 exons.